Messenger RNA from Piliocolobus tephrosceles (Ugandan red Colobus), 2381 nucleotides. RefSeq names its product natriuretic peptide receptor 3 (gene NPR3). Gene Ontology annotation, cellular component: membrane. The coding region runs from base 427 to 2052 and encodes 541 amino acids. Lineage: Eukaryota; Metazoa; Chordata; Mammalia; Primates; Cercopithecidae. The transcript has 8 exons. Gene Ontology annotation, molecular function: peptide hormone binding; natriuretic peptide receptor activity. The record is from RefSeq and is a predicted model, not a curated record. Gene Ontology annotation, biological process: signal transduction.
AUGAGAUCAAACGCGAGGGAGAUGCAUCGUCAAUUACAAACACUUGGACAAGUCUAACUUUUUUUUUCUUUUACAAAAACGCUUUCAAAAGCAACCUUAGCAACGCCCAAAUAAGAAGCCACCUCUAAGCAAAAUAGUAUAUGUAUAAAGGGAGGGCGGAUAUAAACAAAUAUAUAUGUAUAUUACAGACGCACAGGUUUACACCCGGUAAACUUUUUCUUUUUUCUUUUUUUAAGAAAAACUAGUGACAUUGCAAAGAAGGACGCUUCCUCUCUAUCUUUUGGCGCAUUAGUGAAGGGGGUAUUCUAUUUCGUUAAACGCCCAAGGGGGCGCAGGGACCUUGGAGAGAAGAGUGGGGAGGAAAGAGGAAGGGUGGGUGGGGGGCAGAGGGCGAGGCGGCGAGGGCAAGCGCUUUCUUGAGGCACGAUGCCGUCUCUGCUGGUGCUCACUUUCUCCCCGUGCGUCCUUCUCGGCUGGGCGUUGCUGGCAGGCGGCACUGGUGGCGGUGGCGUUGGCGGCGGCGGCGGGGGCGCGGGCAUAGGCGGCGGACGCCGGGAGAGAGAGGCGCUGCCGCCGCAGAAGAUCGAGGUGCUGGUGUUACUGCCCCAGGAUGACUCGUACUUGUUUUCACUGACCCGAGUGCGGCCGGCCAUCGAGUACGCUCUGCGCAGCGUGGAGGGCAACGGGACUGGGAGGCGGCUUCUGCCGCCGGGCACUCGCUUCCAGGUGGCUUACGAGGACUCGGACUGUGGGAACCGUGCGCUCUUCAGCUUGGUAGACCGCGUGGCGGCGGCGCGGGGCACCAAGCCUGACCUUAUCCUGGGGCCAGUGUGCGAGUAUGCAGCAGCGCCAGUGGCCCGGCUUGCAUCGCACUGGGACCUGCCCAUGCUGUCGGCCGGGGCGCUGGCCGCCGGCUUCCAGCACAAGGACUCUGAGUACUCUCACCUCACGCGCGUGGCGCCCGCCUACGCCAAGAUGGGCGAAAUGAUGCUCGCCCUGUUCCGCCACCACCACUGGAGCCGCGCUGCGCUGGUCUACAGCGACGACAAGCUGGAGCGGAACUGCUUCUUCACCCUCGAGGGGGUCCACGAGGUCUUCCAGGAGGAGGGUUUGCACACGUCCAUCUACAGUUUCGACGAGACCAAAGACUUGGAUCUGGAAGACAUCGUGCGCAAUAUCCAGGCCAGUGAGAGAGUGGUGAUCAUGUGUGCGAGCAGUGACACCAUCCGGAGCAUCAUGCUGGCGGCGCACAGGCAUGGCAUGACCAGUGGAGACUACGCCUUCUUCAACAUUGAACUCUUCAACAGCUCUUCCUAUGGAGAUGGCUCGUGGAAGAGAGGAGACAAACACGACUUUGAAGCUAAGCAAGCAUACUCGUCCCUCCAGACGGUCACUCUACUGAGGACAGUGAAACCUGAGUUUGAGAAGUUUUCCAUGGAGGUGAAAAGUUCGGUUGAGAAACAGGGGCUCAAUAUGGAGGAUUACGUUAACAUGUUUGUUGAAGGAUUCCACGAUGCCAUCCUCCUCUACGUCUUGGCUCUACAUGAAGUACUCAGAGCUGGUUACAGCAAAAAGGAUGGAGGGAAAAUUAUACAGCAGACUUGGAACAGAACAUUUGAAGGUAUCGCCGGUCAGGUAUCCAUAGAUGCCAAUGGAGAUCGAUAUGGGGAUUUCUCUGUGAUUGCCAUGACUGAUGUGGAGGCGGGCACCCAGGAGGUUAUUGGUGAUUACUUUGGAAAAGAAGGUCGUUUUGAAAUGCGGCCGAAUGUCAAAUAUCCUUGGGGCCCUUUAAAACUGAGAAUAGAUGAAAACCGAAUUGUAGAGCACACAAACAGCUCUCCCUGCAAAUCAUCAGGUGGCCUAGAAGAAUCGGCAGUGACAGGAAUUGUUGUGGGGGCCUUACUAGGAGCUGGCUUGCUAAUGGCCUUCUACUUUUUCAGGAAGAAAUACAGAAUAACCAUUGAGAGGCGAAACCAGCAAGAAGAAAGUAACCUUGGAAAACAUCGGGAAUUACGGGAAGAUUCCAUCAGAUCCCAUUUUUCAGUGGCUUAAAGGAAGCCCCCCGCUUUUUUUUUUUUUUUUUUUUUCUGCCUGAGAUUCUUUAAGGAGAUAGAUGGGAUGAAAGACAUCAAUGAAACAGAAAGGGCGUUCUUGAAGAAUUCAUUAUUUUAAGCAGUUAGUCAUUUCAUUUUAAAAUUUCUUUAGAAGCUCAGGAACUAUUGUUAAUCACCAUCUGCCUCCAGGCCUUUCAUCUCAUGACAAACAAAUGUAAUAAUGAUAUCAUGUCACUCUGUUAAAUGUUCAUACUGUUUCAAGGGCAUAUGAUUAGAUUUAUGUUUUUAAAAUCUGAUGUCUCUAUAUCUUGAUGGCUUUUGGCAGCA